Messenger RNA from Mycotypha africana, 877 nucleotides. RefSeq lists its product as uncharacterized. The annotation marks the transcript as partial. The record is from RefSeq and is a predicted model, not a curated record. The transcript has a single exon. Lineage: Eukaryota; Fungi; Mucoromycota; Mucoromycetes; Mucorales; Mycotyphaceae.
UGAACAAGCGGGAAAAGAAAAAAGAAAACGUUCCUGAAUUUUUGAAUGGAUACUGAAUGAUCCGGUCUGAGAGUAUAUGCCUGGCAUAUUCUGUCCGUUAUCAGCGAAAAAUACAAUGUUUUUAUCAGUAACUUUUUUGCUAUAUAUAGUCAUGGCUAAGCGAAAAAGCUUAAGCAGAACCAAAUAUUACGUUCGUUAUAGCGUCGAGGAUAAGCAAUGCUUCGAAUAUCGUACUGUAAAUAAAGAACCAUUAAGUUAUAAAUGCUUUUUAUUGAUAUUAUCUAUUUUGACUGUUAUUGCUUUUCAUCUGGAUAUGUCUAUACUGCUCCUUCAAAAGCUUUUAAGUCCUGAAAGACAGAAGGGAAGAUUACAACUAGUUCUAAAAGAUAAAAUGUUCGGCGUCCGAAAGUCGACGAUCUGUCUAUCUCUCUCUCUCUCUCUGGGGAGCAUAAAAAAGAAGCUAUCCCUGAAGCAACAAUUCGAUUUAAGUGAUAUCCCCUCCAAAUCCUAUAUUAAGGUUGAGUGGUUGAUAAGACUGGCUUCUGGUUAUAAGGUUGGCUUGGUGAUUUGAGGGAAUAAAACGUAACCUUCACACGUAGAUUAUAAAAGCAUAAUAUGACUCAAAAUAUAAUCCUUACCCGGAUUACUUAUUGGCAGUAUUAAAAAAUUUACAGUGUUCGGAACAUGAUGUAAUAUAAGCGUCGCUCACUCUAUUAGAAUGUUGAGCUUAAAAUAUGAGAUAUGCAGUGUUUGAUUUGCAAUCCUCUACGGGGAAAGUAGCCGAACAAGCCGUAUUGUUUGAAUCAGUCAGCAAGCAUAUUUAUACAUGACCGAUACCUGCAAUAAACAGUUAUUCUCCUUUUUUUUUUUUUUUCUU